This is a messenger RNA of Coregonus sp. 'balchen', 6525 nucleotides long. Lineage: Eukaryota; Metazoa; Chordata; Actinopteri; Salmoniformes; Salmonidae. The record is from the annotation of a GenBank genome assembly.
AUGGCAGCCUCCGUGUGUCGGUGCUAUGAGGUGAGAUUAUGCACAUUUCUUCCCAUGGCUUGCACUGCUGAAGAGUGGAUGUUGACUGAAUUGUUUUAGGGAUCCAUAUUUAACGUUUAAGCGCAACAUUCCUUUUACAUUAUUUCGUGAAAACGUUAUAUCCUCUGAAGACAGUUAUGAAUGGGUGAAUGGGCCAGUCGGUGUUCGUUCGUGAACAUAUUCUAGUUAGCGAGAUAGCUAAACAUGUCAAGCAUUAUUCAUAGCCUGUUAAUAUUGUACUUACCUGGUCAGUUCAGUGUAGGUAUGCAGACCUGCGGCCCCUCAUGAUGAGUUCAGAUGUUUUGUGGCCCCCACCCCCAUCAAAGUUGUCCAUCCCUGACUUAUGUUGUUCUUCUCCUCAGCUGGUCGGAAGACGUCUUCUGCUCCUGCCAUCCCGUGCUGUCGUCUCCUCAUUCAAUAGAGGAGAUGCCUACAGGAUAUGUGGGUCUCCGGCUGUCCCUGUGCAGGUCAUUAUCAUUAUCACCAAAGCAUUAUCAUCGUUGACCUUCAAAAAAUGAUCGCUCUGGUGGUAGUACACAAACUCUUAACAUGGUGUCUGUCAUUCACUCAUAUUUUAAUUGUGCCCUCUUUCUCCCAGGUGCGGUAUGCGUCAGAACGACCUAGUCGUAAAGGCUUCUUCGGGGAGUUUGUGGAGAACCUGAGGCAGGAGUUUGGGAAGGACAAGGAGAUGAAGGAGAACAUCAAGAAGUUCAGAGAGGAGGCCAAGAGGCUAGAGGAGUCGGAUGCCCUGCAACAGGCUCGGAGGAAAUUUGUAAGUGCAAAUUUUAUUUUGGAAUGUGAUGUCCCUUUAAGCCCAUGGUAAGCACUUUGGUUGUGCAGACUUUCUUCCCCAGCACUAACCUUCAAUUAGUGAAGGUCUUGACAAUAAGUUAAAUAGGGUAUGUCAGUGCUGGGCUGGAAUAAAAGCCUGCACACGCUGUUGCUGUCCAGGACCGGGGUUGGUGACAACUGGAUUACAUUUUUCACCUGUGUUACAAACACAUACUUGUCAUCAAGGACACUCAUCAAGCUCAUUUAUUUAUUUCCUCCAGAAAACCAUUGAGUCUGAAACCGUUAAGACCUCUGAGGUGUUCAAGAAGACCUUUGGGACUCUGUCUGAAACUGUGAAGGAGGUGAGUCAUUUUCACACUCUUACAAAGGUCAUUGACAUCAGCAGUUAUUAUUAGGCAUAAGUGCAAAUGUUUCAAGUUCUUUAUAUCUUAUCAAUGGUGUACUAUAUCUAUAUUUGUAUACAGUGGGGGGAAAAAAGUAUUUAGUCAGCCACCAAUUGUGCAAGUUCUCCCACUUAAAAAGAUGAGAGAGGCCUGUAAUUUUCAUCAUAGGUACACGUCAACUAUGACAGACAAAAUGCAAGAAAAAAAAUCCAGAAAAUCACAUUGUAGGAUUUUUAAUGAAUGUAUUUGCAAAUUAUGGUGGAAAAUAAGUAUUUGGUCAAUAACAAAAGUUUCUCAAUACUUUGUUAUAUACCCUUUGUUGGCAAUGACACAGGUCAAACGUUUUCUGUAAGUCUUCACAAGGUUUUCACACACUGUUGCUGGUAUUUUGGCCCAUUCCUCCAUGCAGAUCUCCUCUAGAGCAGUGAUGUUUUGGGGCUGUCGCUGGGCAACACGGACUUUCAACUCCCUCCAAAGAUUUUCUGUGGGGUUGAGAUCUGGAAACUGGCUAGGCCACUCCAGGACCUUGAAAUGCUUCUUACGAAGCCACUCCUUCGUUACCCGGGCGGUGUGUUUGGGAUCAUUGUCAUGCUGAAAGACCCAGCCACGUUUGAUCUUCAAUGCCCUUGCUGAUGGAAGGAGGUUUUCACUCAAAAUCUCACGAUACAUGGCCCCAUUCAUUCUUUCCUUUACACGGAUCAGUCGUCCUGGUCCCUUUGCAGAAAAACAGCCCCAAAGCAUGAUGUUUCCACCCCCAUGCUUCACAGUAGGUAUGGUGUUCUUUGGAUGCAACUCAGCAUUCUUUGUCCUCCAAACACGACGAGUUGAGUUAUUACCAAAAAGUUAUAUUUUGGUUUCAUCUGACCAUAUGACAUUCUCCCAAUCCUCUUCUGGAUCAUCCAAAUGCACUCUAGCAAACUUCAGACGGGCCUGGACAUGUACUGGCUUAAGCAGGGGGACACAUCUCGCACUGCAGGAUUUGAGUCCCUGGCGGCGUAGUGUGUUACUGAUGGUAGGCUUUGUUACUUUGGUCCCAGCUCUCUGCAGGUCAUUCACUAGGUCCCCCCAUGUGGUUCUGGGAUUUUUGCUCAAUGUUCUUGUGAUCAUUUUGACCCCACGGGGUGAGAUCUUGCGUGGAGCCCCAGAUCGAGGGAGAUUAUCAGUGGUCUUGUAUGUUUUCCAUUUCCUAAUAAUUGCUCCCACAGUUGAUUUCUUCAAACCAAGCUGCUUACCUAUUGCAGAUUCAGUCUUCCCAGCCUGGUGCAGGUCUACAAUUUUGUUUCUGGUGUCCUUUGACAGCUCUUUGGUCUUGGCCAUAGUGGAGUUUGGAGUGUGACUGUUUGAGGUUGUGGACAGGUGUCUUUUAUACUGAUAACAAGUUCAAACAGGUGCCAUUGAUACAGGUAACAAGUGGAGGACAGAGGAGCCUCUUAAAGAAGUUGUUACAGGUCUGUGAGAGCCAGAAAUCGUGCUUGUUUGUAGGUGACCAAAUACUUAUUUUCCACCAUAAUUUGCAAAUAAAUCCAUUAAAAAUCCUACAAUGUGAUUUUCUGGAAUUUUUUUCUCUCAAUUUGUCUGUCAUAGUUGACGUGUACCUAUGAUGAAAAUUACAGGCCUCUAUCAUCUUUUUAAGUGGGAGAACUUGCACAAUUGGUGGCUGACUAAAUACUUUUUUCCCCCACUGUAUUCUCUAAUAGAAUUGCAUGAUUUUACAGCUUAUGAGUUGAACUUCUAUCUUAGUGCUAACCCAGAAAUGCAAUUAUAAUGUAUUGUUUAUAGUAACGGGCUACACAGGCUGUGAUUCUCCAUUACCCGUUAGAUGAUAGGUACUGUUUGGCGUAGCACAGAUAUUUUACAACCAACCUUAACUUGGCGAUACUAUCGUCGUUCUCGAUUCGGCCAAACAUGUAUCUUCUAAAUGUCAGUGUCCAGUUGCAGGUGGUUCAUUUGAAUUUAGAAAAUACUCCGUUAUUAAAAUAAAUAUAUUUUUUGCUCCAUGAAGUAAUCCAAAAAUGUUUACCCCACCAUCUUGCCUAUUUCAAAUCUUCUCUCAUUAAUCGAGACAGGUGAGUGUCUUCAUGACAUGCGGCACUUUGGGGUUGACCCACCUGUCUCAAUCAAUGAGAGAAGAUUUGAAAUAGACAAGAUGGCGGCAUACACAUUGUUGGAUUGCUUCAUUGAGCAAAGAAUAACGGCGCAUUUUCUAAAUUCAAAACGAACCACCUGCAACUAUCUUGUAACGAUUAAUGGAGAGUCAAAUUAGCCCAUAGCUACAGAUUUGCAAUGUUUAAAGUAGCUCACCACAACUCUUUCUGAAGUCAUUCUCACAUCCAUCAUAAUGCCUGAACUCUGAAGUCAUUCUAUUGUCCAUGUCUGUCUGUCUGUCCAGGGCCUUGAGGAGGUGACCCGUACAGACAUGGGGAAGAAAAUCAAGGAGGGGAUGGAGGAGGCAGCCAAGACUGCCAGGCACUCUGCUGAGUCUGUGUCCAAGGGAGGAGAGAAGCUGGGAGCGACCAGCGCCUUCAGGGCCAUCUCACAGGUCAGAGAUUGACAUUAAAAACAAGCAACCCACCUCUCCAUUGAAGGAAAUGGGUUAUGCUUUAUUAUUUGAGUCCUUUGGUCUGAUUUACUUGGUUACAUGGCUAUUACUGAUCAUUCAUUGUGUUGAAAGAUUUUAAAUAAGUACCAGAAUGUAGCAGGUGUUACCAGUUGUUUUGGGUAAAUACCAGCUGUUGAAGGACAUUGAAGCAUCAACUCGAGGCUGAGAAUGUGUAAAAGGUCAAGGAUUCUAUGGAAUCAUUUAACUGAUCUCAUUUGUUCCCCUCUUUGUGUGUACAGGGGAUGGAGUCAGUGAAGAGAGAGAUUGAUGUGGUGGACGAUGGUACUUAUAGGGCUCCUCCUCAACUCAGGAAGAGGAGUGAAUUCUCCUCCAAGGGAGGGGAGAGCGACAACCGAGUGUUUGAGGCCAACGAGUAUGUCCCCUGUUCAUAGCCAUGACAUGGUUAACAGAUAUUUCUUCCCAUUCACUGACAAUGCUAUGGGUGUCCAUUCAGCCAUGCUUGAAACUAUUAGGAAAUACAACCUAUUGAUAUAACUGGUCUAUUUGGAUUUAUAGAGAGGACAUGGGUGUUGUGCUGCACAAGGAUUCUAAGUGGUACACACAGUGGAAGGACUUUAAAGACAACAACAUGGUUUUCAACAGUAAGAGAAUGUUAUUGUAUUUCAUCAGAUAUAGUUACGAGUGAUGUAAUCAUAUGUCACAUUUUAUGGUUGAGUGCACUUCUCUGGCCUGUCAGCAGGUGGCACUAUAUUCAUCAGCAAGGUAUACCUCAAUGUCAAGUCUAGCCGAGAUGGGAUUUUUCCUGAUCAAGAAACACUUUCUAUUACAUUGUAUCUUAUUAGAUUUUCUGUGGAUGGUCCCAGAGUCUUGGGAGUCUUUGGGAUAUUUUCAGCUCAGUAUUUCUUAUGUUACUUCUCCUCUCUCCUCAGGGUUCUUUGAGAUGAAAAUGAAGUAUAACGAGAGUGACAACGCCCUUGCCAGAGCAUCACGAGCCGUGACCGACAGAGUCACCGAUCUACUAGGUAAACAACCUCUCCUUUUUAAAUUUUGUCUGUUGAAUAAUCAUAUCACUCUGAGGGGUUUAAUGGGUGUAUUCAAUAGUUUCUCUGUUAUAUUGUCUGGUAUGUAAAUAGCCACAAGGUGACUACCCUCUUUUCCUUCAUAAGUUCUGAUAGAUGGUAGGACCACAUAGGUUUCCACUAUUUUGCCAUUAAGUCCUUGUUAUCUGGUUGGCAGGUGGUCUCUUCUCUACGACGGAGAUGUCUCAGGUGCUGACAGAGAUCUUAAAGGCAGACCCCAGCUUCGACAAGGACUCCUUUCUCAAACAGUGUGAGAAGGACAUCAUCCCCAACAUCCUAGAGGUAAGGGGCACAAACACUUUCUUUUAACACUUUUAAAGCAUUUUUUAAAGAUCAAUGUUUUGAUAUUUUCAAUUGUAAUAAUACAUGAGUACUUUUAGCUACUUUUAACUUUUGAAAUGCAUAACACUAGUGCAAUCUAUAGGCCACUAGAGUUGAAUAGAUGUUUAAAACAUUUAUUUAAGAGAACUUUAUAUAGAUAUUUAGCAUGCAGUAACUACAUUUUACAUUUCCGUCAUUUAACAGACGCUCUUAUCCAGAGCGACUUACAUUUCAUACUUUUUUCCCCCUCCAUACUAAUGUCCGUGAACGCACCUUUGUCCUUCUGUCCUCUGAAGGCUAUGAUCCGUGGGGAGCUCGAGGUGCUGAAAGACUGGUGUUAUGAAGCCGUGAGUACUUUUAUACAGACGGCAUGUUUUCUUUUCCUUUCCCCCUUCCACUUCUAUUGAUGUCUGUAGCAAUUAGUGUCUGUACAAAAGGGUUUACGGUGAGUUUUUCUUAGCAGGUCACAUACUUUUCAAAUGAAAGGAACCUCUCAAAAGUUCUUGUUCCAAAUAGCAUUCUUCCUUUAGAGGUGGCCCUGCGUGUGUGGUUGAUGUCUUGUGAAUGUGUUUUAACCCUCCUCUCUCUCCGUCCUCAGACAUACAGUCAGCUGGCCCACCCCAUCCAACAGGCCAGGGCCCUGGGUCUAAUGUUCCAAUCCAAGGUCCUAGAUAUAGACAACAUAGAUGUAAGUACAUGAGUGUGUCUCUCAGGCCCAACCAGGCAAUGUCAUUACUCUGCUUGAGCUACAUGUACAAGUCACCAACGUUUUGAAAGCAUGCUGAUUUUGUCAUUAUUACAGGUUUAACAUACUUUUUUCUCUCUCUCGCUCAUUUAUUCAUUAAUUUACUCUUUCAUCUCUCUCUCAGUUGGCGAUGGGGAAGAUCAUGGAUCAAGGCCCCGUGUUGAUCAUCACCUUCCAGGCCCAGGUGGUCAUGGUGAUUCGUAGUCCCAAGGGAGACCUGGUGGAAGGAGAUCCGGUGAGUUACCUCCUAAAGGGUUCUCUCUAUCCUGGCAGAUUUUGUCUGGGUCACUUUACUCCUGAACCUGUCUCUCUCCUGCCUCCGGUGGUAUCUUUUGUUCUACUUCCCUAACCUGGUUUCUAACCCAGUUUCUAACUCUGUUUCUUCUAUCCCAUUCCUUUUCCCCCUUCUUCUAACCGUUGCUGUUUGUCCUGGACUGCUGGUGAUAUGUCUGGUGGCCCCCACCUUUCCUUCUCUCCUCCCCCCAGGAGAAGGUGUUGAGGAUGAUGUACGUGUGGGCUCUGUGUCGGGACCAGGAGGAGCUCAACCCCAACGCAGCCUGGAGACUACUGGACAUGUCUGCCUCCAGCACCGAGCAGGCUCUCUGA